AUGGGGAAAUCCCAAGACCGCGCGCAAGAAAAAAAGGGGAACGCCGUAUCGGCGUGCCGAUUGCCCGCGACCUUGGGACAACGCCUUAUUGGAGAGAUGCCGUGGAAAAAGGUUGAGGAACCUUCUUCCACGGUUGAUGAAGAAAGACUGAAGCUGGUGGCUCUUUGGAGGAUAGAUGAACUUUUAAUGCUGGUGUACUGUACGCAUGAUACGAGCCUUGCUCGUAUCAUGCCUGAAGUAUCUUGGGAUGUUACGGAGGUGUCGGCAAAGCGAGAUUCGGUGGAAGAAAUUCGCUCCUCAGUCCCAAAAAAGCAGCUCAAAAUCUCCACUGUUUUAUCCGGAUCAAAAGCCGACUCCAGAAGUCGCCAGAUAUCCUCAACCAAGCCAGCGAUAGCCAAGGACUCAUCAGUGACUCAAUCAGCUUCUAGUGUCAUCAAAGCCAAGGUCAUGAAGCUGAAGAAACUUUCAUCCUCGUCAAAUGACCCCAGCUCUCCUGGUGGCGACAAACCAGCAUGGGUCGUCCGGAAAGUGGAUGUAGUAGCGACACCUGUACCAACCAAGGAAGAACACGUGGAAAACUCCGCUGAUCGGCGCCCUGCCGAGUCGCGUCAAUCUUCAUUUUUAGAAGACCUCAGAUUCCAGUUGAAAAGUGCUCAUAAUAAAAAACGCGAGGUUCAUUCGCCGCAGGAAUUCUUUGGUUCUCCGGACAUGCGACAUUUAACGGUCCUCGGCGACAGUCUGAAACCACAGCCCACAGAACCCGAAAAAGCGAGAAAUAUUUCCACCAGAGAAAUCAAGGAUGUCUCUGAUAAACUAACCAAGGUUCGGAGCAAACCUAGACUGGUUUUAGGAGCCAAAAAGGACCCACGGAAAAUGACCCCGAUUGACGUUGAAGAAGUGUCGAAAUCGCCACUUUCCAGUCAGUCCCGUGGGAAAAGAGCUAUAGAAAGGCGAGUCGAGUUUGAAGCUGUGCUGGAUGCCGAACUGUCUCGAGUGUCUCUGGAAAAUUGCCCCAACGAAGGAAACGACGCUCUGGAUCACGACUAUCUAGAUAAGCCUGCCAACACCUGGAAAGCCUGGUCUAUGGAGAACCCUGCGUACCAGAACCCUAGAGACUUUGUCAUCAAGCGAUUCAAGUCUCAGUACAGGGUCAUUGAAGUGGAUGGGUUUGAGUUUGAGGAGUACAUGUGGUACAUGUAUGAUCCGUAUGUGCGACUCACGCGUUGCAGUCAUUACAAGGUGGCAGGUGUGGAGUGUAAAGUGAAGGGUGCGAUCAAUUUGAAGGAGAACAAGUUUUUCUAUGAGGCCAUUUUCUCGGCGGCGAAUCAUAACCACACAGCCUCUGAAGCCCCUCCAAAAAUUAAGAAUGUGAUUCACAAAAGAUUGGGUAUUUCUUCUUUGCGGUCGGAAAUUAUUCCUCUGGACCUUCCUCCCCCUCGACACUGUUUUGUUUCUCCUUCCAAUCUUCCUCCUUUGCGGAAUUCUUUGCCGUGGUCGGGAUCGUCUGGGUGCUUGAGGAUUCAUUGCGCCGCGUCUCGCUGCGAAUCGUCUGGCAUCGACGUUGAUUUCGUUGAGGGCAUUGGAUUCGGGGUCUGA
Messenger RNA from Notodromas monacha, 1596 nucleotides. The record is from the annotation of a GenBank genome assembly. NCBI's taxonomy places the organism in Eukaryota, Metazoa, Arthropoda, Ostracoda, Podocopida, Cyprididae.